UUGGGCCGGGCUUCGGCCAGCCAUUUCUUGAUUUUUUGCUUUCUUUCUUUCUCCAUCGCCACAACUGCUAUUUGCCAUCGAUUCAAUCCUACGCUGUUCAGUUCAAUUCAAUUCAAUACACCAUGACGCUCGCUGCUCUCUCCAGCCCCUCUCUCCAUUUUGCACCUGGUUCUUCUGUAAAAUCAGAAGAUAAAUUCUUACAGCUCUGCAACCUGAGUGUCAAGGGCACAAAGAAAGCAUCCACCCAGAGAAGGGGACUUGUUGUCCAAGCAAGCUAUAGUGAUGGUGGAAGGCAAAGCAAUGCAAGCCUUUUCGUUGGUGGCUUUGUUCUAGGGGGAUUAAUUGUAGGCACUUUAGGCUGUGUAUAUGCACCUCAGAUUAGAAAGGCUUUAACCGAUACAGACAAAAAAGAUUUGAUGAAAAAGCUGCCGAAGUUUAUCUAUGAUGAGGAAAAAGCCCUCGAGAGACAGCGGAAGAAGCUGGCUGAUAAGAUCGAACAACUCAACUCCGCCAUAGAUAAUGUGUCAAGUCAGUUGCGACCAGAAGAAUCUGCAAACGAAGUAGCAGUCAGUGCUGACGACUUUGAAGCUGCUGUCUAAACUGUUACUGCAUUUGGAUAUCUUAUCCAAUCUCAUUGUUUGAUUCCAAUGACAAAUUGUCCGGGAUGCUGUUAUUUUGUUUUAGGAUAUAUCGUAUUGUUGUUGGGUAUUAUUAGUUCAGCAGCUUCCCAUGUCGAUUUCAAUGUUUUGAUUACAAGUACUUCCUGGUGCCCGGUGGCAGAAAUAUGCUCUAUAAUCCAAAAGACCUCCUGCCUGUGGAUUUCUACUAAAUACCUUUCUCUAUAAUGUGAGAUUUCAUACUGUUUUCA
Andrographis paniculata is the source of this 868-nucleotide messenger RNA. RefSeq lists its product as uncharacterized. The transcript has 5 exons. The record is from RefSeq and is a predicted model, not a curated record. Lineage: Eukaryota; Viridiplantae; Streptophyta; Magnoliopsida; Lamiales; Acanthaceae. The coding region runs from base 123 to 599 and encodes 158 amino acids. Gene Ontology annotation, cellular component: chloroplast inner membrane; chloroplast thylakoid membrane.